This is a messenger RNA of Grammomys surdaster, 4822 nucleotides long. It is a transcript of the gene Ccdc40, whose product is annotated as coiled-coil domain containing 40. The transcript is spliced from 22 exons. Gene Ontology annotation, cellular component: cytoplasm; cilium. The record is from RefSeq and is a predicted model, not a curated record. The coding region runs from base 749 to 4060 and encodes 1103 amino acids. Gene Ontology annotation, biological process: heart looping; epithelial cilium movement involved in determination of left/right asymmetry; axoneme assembly. Lineage: Eukaryota; Metazoa; Chordata; Mammalia; Rodentia; Muridae.
CAGCCGGGAACGCCGCGCCCAGCCUCCAACCUGGGGUCUCGCGUAUCCGUCGACCCGUGCUCCGGGCUCUCUGCUGACCCCCUCUGCAGGUCCUGCCACGCGCCUGGUACCUGGGACCCUGCCCUGCAUGGGAGCCCUGCGCCCUCGGUCCGGGAGGCAGAGCUCCUAGUGUCCAUGUUUCUGUGAGAACCGCUGGACGCAGCCAGGCCCCGCCUCCUGCGGUCUUUGAGCGCGCGGUCCGGACUUCGCCGGAUGUUGAUGGCGUCGCCUAGCAACGAGAGAUGGCGGAGCCGGAGGACCAGGCUGACGGGUCACACCUGGAUGGCGAGCAGGAUUCUGCCGACGAGGAGACAGAGCAGCAGUACUCUGAAGGUCGUGAGGCAUCACCACCGCCACCGGAAAACAAUGGCCAAGAUAUUGAUGAGGGUAGAGAUGCCACCAAAAGUCCUGAGGAAGACACUACAACUGAAGGCGGAGACGGACUUGAAGGAGAAAUGCUGGAAGCUGAGAAAGUCAGCACUGACGGGGAAACUGUCUCUGAAGGAGAAGUGGGGUCCAUUGGAGAGGGUCCCCCAGAAACAGCAGUGGAAUUCAUUGGAGAGGCUGCUCCAGAAACAGACGUGGAAUCCAUUGAAGAAACUUCCCCCGGAGCAGACAUGGAACCCACUGGAGAUACCAUACAGAAAUAGAAGUUGAAUCCAUUGAAGAGGCUGCCCCGGGUACGGAUGUGGAGCCUGUUAGAAAGACCAUGACAGAACUAGAAGUUGAAUCCAUUGGAGAAGAGACCUCAGAAACAGACGUGGAUUCCAUUGGAAAGCCCAUCCUAGGAGUGGACUUGGAGUCCAUUGGAAGUGCCGUACCGCAAAAAACAGCUAAACACGCUGGAAAGGUCAGACCCCAAAAGGAAGUCGGAUUCACGGAAAGAGCUGUUCCAGAAGGAGAAUCUGAAGUUUCUGACCAAGAGAAAGCAGAAGGCCAUUUCUAUGACUUGGAUGAACUCUCUGAGAUAAUCAGCUCUCCCGAGUACUCGUACUCUGAUGUCAGCCCCUGGGAAAUGGGUGUAGAGGAAGGGAACAUCUCACCAACAAUAACCGACGCAUCCCAGCAAGGCAUGUACGAGCCCACAGAGCCCAUGGCACCCACGGAGCCCACAGAGCCCACAGAGCCCACAGAGUACGGCACGGUGAUACCCUCAGAACCUCCCUUUCAAAGAGUCUUUCCUAUGGGGGCGCGACACCGCUUCAGACUGAGCAUUAUGGGAAGUCUGACUCCCUCAGACAUUGACGAUCUUCCCCUGGAACCCGAGGAAACUCCUCAGCCAGAGUCAGUGCAGACACCUCCCAGAGCCCAUGAAGAAACCCGGAUACAGUUCCUAGACCAGGUCCAGACCCUCAGCCCCGAGGCCCUGCUGGAGAGAGCAACAUCUGAAGGGAGUGACGAAGCAGAGGAGGAAGGCACCCAACUGAUGGUGCUGGACCCAGACCACCCCCUGAUGAUCAGAUUCCAGGAGGCCCUGAAGAACUACCUCAACCGGCAGAUGGACAAGCUGAGGCUGGACAUCCAAGAGCUGGAUGUGGCCACCAAGCAAACCCGAACCCAGAGGCAGGAGCUGGGCGUGAACCUCUACGGGGUCCAGCAGCACCUGGCCCGCCUGCAGAUGCAGCUGGAGAAGAGCCACGACCGCCACUCUCUGACGGCCUGCGAGCGGAGAAGGAAGGAGGAGGAGCUGCAGAACGCCCGCGCCCUCUACAACAAGACCUGCACAACCGCCAACGAGGAACGAAAGAAGUUGGCAGCCCUGCAGACGGAGAUGGAGAGCCUGUCUCUGCACCUCUUCUACAUGCAGAACAUAGACCAGGACGUGCGUGACGACAUCCAAGUCAUGAAGCAGGUGGUGAAGAAGACGGAGAUGGAGAAGAUGCAUGCAGAGAUAGAGAAGAAAAAGCAGGACCUGUUCGUGGACCAGCUCACUGAAAGGUCACACCAGCUAGAAGAAAACAUCGCCCUGUUUGAGGCUCAGUACUUGUCCCAGGCCGAGGACACCCGGGUUCUCAGGAAAGCAGUGACUGAGGCCACCACAGAGAUUGAUGCCAUUAUCUUGGAGAAGAAGCGUAUCCUACAGCAGUGGACCACCAGCCUAGUGGGCAUGAAGCACCGUAAUGAGGCGUACAGGACGGUGAUGGAUGCUUUCAGGGAAUGUGAACACCAGGCGAAGUCCAUAGACAGUGAGAUUGAAGCCUACAAGAAGUCCAUCAUGCAGGAGGAAGAGAAGAACGAGAAGCUGGCCCGCUUCCUGAACCGCGCAGAGACAGAAGCCACGCUGGUGCAGAAAAUGACCACCCAGUGCCUAAGCAAGCAAGAGGCUCUGCAGACCGAGUUUAACACGUACCAGCUUGCCCUGCAAGACACCGAGGAGAUGCUGAACAAGAGCUGUGUGGAACACUCGGCAGUCUUGAGCGAACUCCAGGUCGCCCGCCAGAAUGUCCAUCAGGAGCAGGAGUUACGGCAAAAGAUGGACUUGUCCAUCCUGGACAAGCUGCAGGAACACGGGACCUCCAGCAAGAUGACCAAGUACUUUCAACAGCUCCUUCGGAAGCUUCAAAAGGAAAACACCAACCUGGUGACACACCUUUCAAAAAUCGACGGCGAUAUCGCCCAGGCCACCCUGGACAUCACCAACACCAACUGCAAAGUCGACAUGCAUAAGAAGACGCUGGCAGAGCUGGACAAGGAGGUCAAGCGGUUCAACGAACUCAUCACCAACAGCGAGAGCGAGAUCGUCCGGCGGACCAUCCUCAUCGAGAGGAAGCAGAGCCUCAUCAACUUUUUCAACAAACAGCUGGAGCAGAUGGUGUCCGUGCUGGGGGGAGAAGAAGCUGGACCCCUGGAACUGGAGAUCAAAAGGCUGUCGAAGCUGACGGAAGAGUCCAACACCGGAGUGGCUGAGGCGCAGAUGACCUGGCUGCGACUGCAGCAGGAACUGGUCCAGGUCACGCACGAGCGGGAGGAGCAGCUGGUGUCCGUGGACCAACUGAAGAAGGAGGUGCACAUCAUGGAGCAAAAGAAGCUUCGCAUAGAAAACAAGAUUGAGCAUGAGAAGAGGGAGCAAAAGAUAGUGAGCCGUCACAUGAGGGACCUGGACAAUGACCUGAGCAAGCUCAACAUGCUGCUGGACAAGAACCGGUGCAAUUCAGAACUGCUGGAGCAGAGCAACGUGGUGGCCGAGACCGAGUUCGUGCGCACGUUGAAGGACGCAGAAAGAGAGACCAUCCAAAUGCAAGAAAAGCUGACCGAACUCUCUGAAGAAAAGGCCGCCCUCCUCAACAGCCUGGUGGAGGCCGAACACCAGAUCAUGCUCUGGGAGAAAAAAAUCCAACUGGCCAAGGAGAUGCGCAACUCAGUGGAUUCUGAGACCGGGCAGACGGAGAUCCGUGCCAUGAAGGCCGAAAUCCAUAGGAUGAAGGUUAAGCAUGGGCAGCUGCUGAAGCAGCAGGAGAAAAUGAUCCGUGACAUGGAGCUGGCUGUGUCCCGCAGGGAGACCAUCGUCAUCCAGGCUGAAGGGCAGAGCAAGGUAGACAGGAAGAUGAUCACCAAGACAGAGUUCCACUACCAGCAGAGCGAGCUGCGGAAGAAAGUCAGGGAGGUUCACAAGGCCACAGAGGAAUGCUCCAACACCAUCUCAGAACUGGAAGAAACUCAGAAGCUCCUGAGCAGCUCCCUCCAGGAGAAGCAGCAGUCACUGUCAGAUAUGCAGAGCGAAACGGAUGUUCUCGAAGAGGAGAUCAGCCAGCUCACAGCUCUCAAACGGCAGAACCUUUUGGAGAUCGUGACCCUGCAAACCCGUGCCAAGUACCUGCAGUCCGCCGUUGACGGGAAAUACGUGUACCUGCACCGCAAUGUCAAGUCCCAGCUGAUGGAGCGUAAGCGCCUGAGCACACGGCUGUCCCAGCUCAACAGUGUCCUCUCCCGAGUGCAGGAGGACUACCCCCAGUACCAGGAGAUGCUGCAGAAAAUUCAACAGAAGAUUGUCAGCAAGCUGGAGCCCCCAGAGCCCUCCUAGACAGCGCCUGGCUCAUGUCUUCCAGGAUUGCCUUGGAAGCAGACCCAGGGAGUUACCCCGUGUCCUGAAAAGCCACGUGCCCCUUAACAUGACACCCUGUCUAAGAAACACUGGCAAGCCAGACACAUGGAUCGUAACCUCUCCGCUGCUCACACCAAGUGUAAUGCAGCCACCCCAAUCCCAACGCUUGGGUGAGCAUGCCAGCAGAGGCAUUACCUGGGCGUGAAAAAAAUCCACUUUCCUGUUAGACUUACCUGCCCAGGUAAAACCAUCCAUUGGUAGUUCUCCGGUCUGCGUCCAGUGCCCCCCACUGUCCUGGGACAGGCCCUCAAUUUUGUGGAGCAAGUAACGGAGAGAGGAUCCCAAGGAAGCCAGGAGCAAGGUAGACUGUUUCAGCCCUGGGAUAGCCUUCUCCAGCCCAUCUGAAGCCCAGAAGACACCCUCAUUCUCCACCCCACUGAAAGCUCAGCCUUCUCCUGCCCCCACCUCCCAGGAAGCAUUAAAUUAGACUGAAACCCAAAGACCAAAGCCAAGGACCCCAGGAGUCCAAAUGUCUAUGCAUCAGACACUCCUUCAGUAAGGGGGCCCUUACCUCAUCCGCCGACCACUGACCUCGUCUUCAUCUCUGCCUCCCCUACCCUGGGAUUUCUAAGCACCAGUUGCCUUUUUCACUUGUGUAGACGUGAAAUGGAAAACGUCCUGUGGAAUAAUUUCAGUUUUAAACUUUAACAGCAGAAAAAAAAAUAAAGUUUACAAAAGCUG